AUGAUGCUUCAAUUGAGCCGUCUCCAAACAUCGGUCACCUACCGCUCGCUCGGUUUCCGACGUUUAGCCUCAUCUCAUCAUGGUUCAGACGCCAAUGUUGAAAGAAAACCAGAUAACUACAGGCCUGGAUCAGACUCAUAUGCUUAUGAAAAUCCUUGGCCAAAAUUGAAUGGUGGACGCUUGGAUUGGUUGUUUGGAGAUGGAUGGAGACGGCCGUUGGCUAAGGAACAAGGAGCCAAAAUGAGGAGAGAAUGGAUUUGGUUUUCUCAAGUAGCUCAUGAUGAACACAAGGAUUGGGUGCGAUUCCACCAGGUUGCAUUUGUCCUUUUUACAGUUCUCACUACCUGGUUUACAUGCUGGAUUAUGUUUGCGAAACCAGACUGGCCAAUGGGUCGCGAAUGGGCUCUUCGUGAAGCCCAUCUGGAAAUUGCGAGAAGGGAAAAAGCCGGACUUCCAUUGAUCAGUCCUGAUUUGAUCGCCAGAGACCGUGUUCUCGCCGUCCUUCCCGCAGACGAAGAGCUUCGUGACUUUGACAUUCUUAUCUAA
Molecule: messenger RNA, 546 nt
Organism: Caenorhabditis bovis
Lineage: Eukaryota; Metazoa; Nematoda; Chromadorea; Rhabditida; Rhabditidae
Source: the annotation of a GenBank genome assembly